This is a messenger RNA of Carcharodon carcharias (great white shark), 4643 nucleotides long. It is a transcript of the gene ext2, whose product is annotated as exostosin glycosyltransferase 2. The record is from RefSeq and is a predicted model, not a curated record. The coding region runs from base 171 to 2327 and encodes 718 amino acids. Gene Ontology annotation, cellular component: membrane. The transcript is spliced from 14 exons. NCBI's taxonomy places the organism in Eukaryota, Metazoa, Chordata, Chondrichthyes, Lamniformes, Lamnidae. Gene Ontology annotation, molecular function: glycosyltransferase activity.
GGCUGUUUCCCGGGUGAUCGUGCACAGUGGGGGCUCCUCUGCGGGGGGAAUUUUAACUACGGGAUCCUCCCCGCACGGAGAUGGAGUUUGGGCUGUUGUAGCAGCAGCAGCAGCGGCGGCAGUGGAGGGAGCGCCUCCCCGUCCAGAACCCAUAGGAAGGAAAUAGCAUUAUGUAUGCUUCAACCAAGUACAGCAGUCGGGGCCCUACCCUUAUUCCCAGGAUGAAAACUAAACACCGAAUUUACUACAUAGUCCUGUUUUCAAUUGUGCUCCUUGGACUCGUGGCCACAGGAAUGUUUCAGUUCUGGCCACAUACAAUCGAAGCGACCAAUGAGUGGACGUUUGAAAAGCGCAGCAUCCACGAUGUUCCAGAAGUCAAGCUAGCUGAAGACAGCCCUAUUCCUGAACGAGGGGACUUGAGCUGUAGAAUGCACACUUGUUUUGAUGUAUACCGUUGUGGGUAUAACCCCAAGAACAGAAUAAAAGUCUACAUCUAUCCCCUGAAAAAGUAUGUUGAUGAGUACGGCACUGUGCUUAGUAAUACCAUCUCCAAAGAAUAUAAUGAAUUGUUGACUGCCAUUUCAGAAAGUGAUUUCUACACAGAUGAUCUUAACAGGGCGUGUUUGUUUAUUCCGUCCAUUGAUGUGCUUAAUCAGAAUAACCUCAGGAUAAAGGAAACUGCACAGGCGUUGGCCCAGCUAUCCAGAUGGGAUAGAGGGACAAACCACUUGCUGUUUAAUAUGCUUCCAGGAGGCCCUCCUGAUUAUAAUACUGCACUCGACGUUCCACGUGACAGAGCCCUCCUUGCAGGUGGAGGCUUCUCUACAUGGACCUAUCGACAAGGUUAUGAUGUCAGCAUUCCAGUUUUUAGUCCAUUGUCAGCAGAUGUUAAUCUACCUGAGAAGCUACCUGGUUACAGGAUGUAUUUUAUCUUGUCUACACAAACUGCUAUCCAUUCAGAAUACCGCUCUGAAUUGGAGGCCAUGGAAGCAGAACAUGGAGACGCUUUGCUAAUCCUAGACAAAUGUACCAAUUUAUCAGAGGGUGUGCCUACCACAAGGAAACGCUGCCACAAACAUCAAGUCUAUGACUACCCACAGAUUCUACAGGAAGCCAUGUUUUGCAUUGUGUUGCGUGGAGCACGUCUUGGGCAAGCUAUAUUAAGUGAUGUCCUUCAAGCAGGCUGUGUUCCUGUGAUCGUUGGGGAUUCUUACAUCCUCCCGUUUUCAGAAGUACUGGACUGGAAAAGAGCCUCUGUGGUCAUACCUGAAGACAAGCUUUUGGAAAUGUACAGUAUUCUAAAAACUAUUCCUCAGCAACAAGUUGAAGACAUGCAGAAACGGGCGAGGUGGUUCUGGGAAGCUUAUUUUAAGUCUAUGAAAGCCAUUGCACUUGCUACUCUACAAAUUAUCAAUGACAGAAUCUAUCCAUAUGCUGCCAAAUCAUAUGAGGAUUGGAACGAUCCAACUGCUGUGAAAGUGGUGAGUGUGAACAACCCUCUCUUCCUCCCACUCAUCCCACCUCGGUCACAAGGUUUCACUGCUGUUGUUCUCACAUAUGACCGUGUUGAGAGUCUAUUCAGAGUGAUCACAGAAAUUUCUAAGGUGCCCAGCCUUUCCAAGUUGCUAGUUGUGUGGAACAACCAGAAUAAGAGCCCACCUGAAGAGUCACUAUGGCCCAAGAUUGGAGUACCCUUGAAGGUUGUAAGAACCAAAGAAAACAAACUGAGUAAUAGGUUCUUUCCUUAUGAUGAGAUUGAAACAGAAGCUGUCUUGGCGAUUGAUGAUGAUAUCAUCAUGUUGACUUCUGAUGAAUUGCAGUUUGGCUAUGAGGUGUGGCGUGAGUUUCCUGACAGGCUGGUGGGAUACCCGGGCCGACUUCAUUUGUGGGACCACGAGACGCGCAAAUGGAAAUACGAGUCUGAAUGGACGAAUGAGGUCUCAAUGGUAUUAACUGGAGCUGCCUUUUACCACAAGUAUUUUAAUUAUUUAUAUACCUACAAGAUGCCAGGAGAUAUUAAAAAUUGGGUAGAUGCUCAUAUGAACUGUGAGGACAUUGCUAUGAACUUUCUGGUAGCUAACAUGACUGGAAAAGCUCCUAUUAAGGUGACCCCGCGUAAAAAGUUCAAGUGCCCGGAGUGCACAGCAAUUGAUGGACUGUCACUGGACCAGACCCAUAUGGUGGAACGGUCAGAAUGCAUCAAUAAAUUUGCAUCUGUGUUUGGGACCUUGCCACUGAAGGUGGUGGAGCACCGAGCUGACCCAGUCUUGUACAAGGAUGACUUCCCGGAGAAGUUGAAGAGUUUCCCCAACAUUGGCAGUUUAUGAAAUGCUGGCAUUCAAAACUGUGGUCCCGUCAAGGACACCGUCUCUAUGCUGAAAGACGUGGUUUAAGCAAGGGCCAGUAACUGCAUGAUUUGAAAGCAUUGAUUUGGAAUUCAGUAUCUUCUCCUGCCUCUUUAAUGGAGUUUAUUAACUUAAAAGGAUGCAACUGCAAAGGAACAUUGUGACCUUUUUUUUUAAGUGUUGAACGUUACCAAAUUGUAAUGGUUCUUCAUCACAGAAAGUGGCUUCCUGUUUUUAAAUGAAAAUGCAUUGUGUGUUAUGAAGACUACUGGAGAUCAAAAACUCAAAUGCAACUCCUCACCAAUGACAACAUAAUGAAAACUUCCUCUUCUUGGUUCAGACAUCAAAAGACUUUGUUGACUGUUAUGUUUUCAAACUUGCUAACGUUGGACCAUGUACUGACUGCUCUAUUUUUAAUGUGCCUACAGUCAUAGUACUACAUGUUUGCUCUGCCGUGUAUGUCCAUGUUGGUUAUUUCCCUGGUAUAGUACUCCGUAAUGCUUCAAGUGAACUUACCUACAGAUGAAACAUGACUAUGUUUUCAGUCUUCACUGGUCAUUUUCAACAUUGUAACUACAACAUUCUCCUAAAAAAAAAAACCACGUCCUCCUCAAAACCUCCUAAUAAUUGUUGCUGAUGAUAACAAUUCCUUAUCUUCAGUGUUGAUAUUUUAUUUUCUCAUCAUUAUAGCAGUAUGGAAUAAUGGUUUUGAGCGUGUUAUUUUAUUAGGGAUACGGAGAUGAUAUAUUUUAAAUAAUGUAUUUAACCUAUAUUAGGUAGCAUUUUGUCACAUGAGUUAAUGAUUGCUGUCUUGUCGAAAAGAGUAGUUAAGUUUUCCCAGUGGCUCAGUGAGCCAUUGGCUGUAUAGUUUGACAAUGAGCUGUACAAGCAAUGAUGCUAACAAAAUGGGAGCAGAAGAAGGAAAUGAGGGGAGGAGGUAUGCGGGAAGAAUUGUUAAGCGUUCUUAAAUUAAGGGUGAGGGUUAAGGAAAUCAGGCAAAGCUGCUCCCAAUCAUUAUCCAGAGGACCUUGAUAAAAUGUACAGCCAUUAGACAUUGAGUAGGGGGCAUGAUUGACUGCCUUUCUUUCCUUCUUCCACCGCCCCCCCCCCCGCCCAAGUCAGAUACGCUCCCAGUGUUUAUGUGAGGUGCUGAAAGGCUGCUUUUAACUAUGCUUCAGCAUGAAUUAUUGCCUAGAGGUGGGAAAAAAACAUAAUUUAAAAGUGAGAAUCAAGUUUUGUUGACCAACAGUUACAGUAAAGGUGCUCUGAUAUUGCACAGGACCCACACUAAAGCCCUGCAAUUCUCAAAACACAGGCCUUACACAACUGACUGCAAAUCAAAUAUAAAGUUGUUUGGGAUUCAGUAGACUAGUUGCCUGUUUUUAGCAUAUCUCCCAGGCUACUGGUGUUAGUAAGUCAGGCAGUUUUACAUUUGGCAUUUAAGCAGUUGCAUGAGACCUGUGUAAUGGAAAGUCCCCCCAAUACAUGUUAACAAAGCUUAAGAUACUGACAGUACUCUAUUGUACAGCAUGCAAUUAAAUGAGGGAUUUAGCAAAUUUGAGAAUUACAUUGAACAUCUCGUGCAAUCAAGUCUUCCUGAGACAAUACAGGCAUCCAGCAACUUUAGACUAGUGAAGCUUUUUGCACAUAUUUUUAAUUGAUAUUUUCUUCCAAAGAGCUGCCUAUUGAACAGCACUCCAGUUAUAAUGUUUGUUAUUUUUUUAAUGGUGACUGUUAUAGAUUUCAUUGUUAGAAACCAAGAAUGUUCACGAUUUGCUAGCAGCUGCAUUAUUCCAUUUUAACACUACAAAAUUCGACUAUUAAUUGUCUAAUCCCAGGAUUGUAUUCUGCGAUAGUUUGAGAUGAGGAACCAUACAGGAAGCUAUUAAGGAUCUGAGUUUUUUUUUGCUUCAAAGUUGUCUUGUAAUGUCAAGGCAGAAUAUGCUUCUGUCACAGGACAGGAUAGUGCACAGUAUUUCUGAGACAAUUAAUGGAUAUAAAUCGUUGAAGGCAAAUAAGGGACAAUACCAUCAGUACCAUGCAUUACAAGGAUCAAAAUGUUGGGAGUCAAACUGGUGCUCAGCUUUUGAUGUUUUUAUACUGGCUCUAAGAAUGUUAUUCUUGCAUCUGACAACUUUUGUCAGUUGUUGAUAUUUUCAUGUUUUCCCACUGUCUGUGACCAGCGGCACAGGUACCUCAUAACUAUAUAGUGAAUAUAUUAUUAAUGUUGGGUAGCAACAAUGUUGAAGAACAGCAUUAUGAGUUGCGCAAAAUUUUAAUAAACCAUAUGCAUCUCCA